Molecule: messenger RNA, 2686 nt
Organism: Anoplopoma fimbria (sablefish)
Lineage: Eukaryota; Metazoa; Chordata; Actinopteri; Perciformes; Anoplopomatidae
Product: rho GDP-dissociation inhibitor 1-like
Exons: 6
Coding region: 94-711 (205 amino acids)
Biological process (GO): Rho protein signal transduction
Cellular component (GO): cytosol; membrane; cytoplasm
Molecular function (GO): Rho GDP-dissociation inhibitor activity; protein binding
Source: RefSeq, a predicted model, not a curated record
UCCCGCUGGGCGGCGUCCCUCUGCUCCGCCAUACCCGCCGAGGAGCGCAGAGACACGGACGCACCUGGACCCACCUGCAGUAAAGACUACGACAUGGCUGAGGAUGAGGUGACUCCAGAGCAGCUAACAGCCAUUGCAGCUGAAAACGAAGAGCCAGAGCCGGUGAACUACAAGCCACCAGCCCAAAAGUCAAUGAAAGAGAUCCAGGAGCUGGACAAGGAUGAUGAGAGCCUACGCAAAUAUAAGGAAGCUCUGCUUGGCGCUGGGCCUGCUGAGGCUGUCUUAGAUCCCAAUGCUCCCAAUGUCCAAGUGACCCGGAUGACGCUGCUCUGUGAUAGCGCCCCAAACCCCCUGGUGCUGGACCUGCAAGGAGACCUGGAAGCCUUUAAGAAGCAGGGGUUUGUUCUGAAGGAGGGCGUCGAAUACAAAAUACAGAUCAACUUUAAGGUGAACAAGGACAUUGUUUCGGGACUGAAGUAUGUGCAGCAAACAUUCAGGAAAGGAAUUAGGAUUGAUAAAUCAGACUACAUGGUGGGGAGCUAUGGACCUCGUCCCAAUGAGUAUGAAUUCCUGACUACAAUGGAGGAGGCUCCUAAAGGCAUGCUGGCCCGUGGCAACUACGAGAUCAAAUCCAAGUUUACCGACGACGACAAGCACGACCACCUGUCCUGGGAGUGGAACCUCAAUAUCAAGAAAGACUGGAAAGACUAAAAGAGGCCUUUUGUGUUCGGGGGCCAGGCGAUCAAAAAUCCCCCAGUCCUGUGCGUUCCUCAGCCGCUCCCCCAUCCCCAUCCUGUAUCCGCCAUUUCUGCCUUCUUUGUUUUUACUUUGUUGUGCAUUUCACAUCUUAGUUACUGCCGCGCUGUCUUAACACCCCGCAAUCCUUCCAACCUCUGUCAGCAUCCGUAGCAGCAUCCGUAGCAGCAGUCAGCCCGCCACAUCCGUCCACCCAACACCUCCCUAUUUGCCUGACGUUUCAUUGCUUGCACACAAGCCACUUCUGUUCCCCCACCUGCCCUCCUCACUCACUCUAGCCUCCCACUGAGCUGUUCAAUGUAGCACCUUAUUUCCUCACACCCAGCCCGGUUUUCCUUUUUUAUUCUGGAUUUUUGCUGCUUGAAGAGAUUAACCCCGCCUUCCAUCUCUCCAGAAUGGUGUCUUCCUUUCUCACUAUGAAGUAUGUGGAAAAGCAACUGUACAAUCGGCUUUUGUUUGCCUUUUUUAUAUAAUUGUAUCAAUGGUUGUGUAAUGUGACUAAUCAUAUCACUGUUAUCAGCUGUUGUGUCCAUAGCAGAACCCACCCACCCCCACCCACAACAACACCAACACCAACCCUCCCUGCAGCUUUCAUUUGUUUGCUGUCUUUUGAUAUAAUUACCAAUACCUGCCUUGUAAAACAAUUCAUUCAGAGCUGCUCUACAGCAUCUCUCACCAGUCCCUAAAUGUAUUCACCCACUCCCCUUAACAUGGGGACUGGGGCCAAAGUGAAUAAGGAAGUAAAAAAGGUUUAAAAAAAAAAAAAAAAAAAAGCUGCCUUAUGUAUGGACUAAUGUCUAAACCUAUUAAUGUCUGUUAAGCAUGCCUUGUGAGUAUAGGCGUUGCUUGCUGUCAGGUAGUCUGUAUAUCAAGGGCUUACUAUUGCUACCAACCAAUAACCACCAGUAGCCCUGUUGUAGUGGAGAAUGUGUAUACAUAUACUCAGAUACAGGCUCUGCAAAAUACACUUACCUUGUGAUUCGAGGGGACUGAAUGUUAAAGAAUAGGAGUAAUGGUACAGAACCCGGUAAAAAUCAGUAUUGAUGAAUCUUGGCACUCUUGUUCCUCUUAGCCUUGAGGCCUUAGCACUAACUAUAAUUAUGUGGAGAAAAACAAACCUUUCUAAUUGAGCAUUAUUUUUUAGUUGUUCCCCUUUGCCUUAAUGUACAUCAUUCCCCAGACAAAGCCCCCCCCCCCCACCCACCCACCCUCUUGCUCGUUCAGAUUGCUUCAUAAUUUGUAGCCGCAGUAAGGAGAUCCCAGGUGUUGAGGAGUAGUACCAGAGAAAGCACAGGAGGAGGCUGAGCCAGGCACCGUCUGCUGCUGGAGACCUCGGCGGUGUCUGACCUCGUCCACAGACCGACGCUGGUAGUGAGGAGAGAAAACUGACCACCCUUUAUACCAAGUGACCCUCUCAGAAAGAAAGCAUGUAAACCAAGUGUCAGGUAACACUACCAGAGAAACAUUUAAUGAGAGAGGAGCAGGGUUUUUAAACGCAACUGACCAGAAAUAUUUCAUUGACAUCAACUCAUACUGUACCAGAACAUAUGGAUGUAAACUUUUUUGUUUUGUUUCUUUGGAUAUUGAUAACUAUGUAUUCCUGAUCCAUACAUUCCUUCACAUUGUACAGUUUCUAUGAAAACGCUGGCAUGCUGGUGGGGUUGUAUAUUCUGUCAUUCGUGAUUGCUCUUCUUGGCCAAUAAAAAUUUUGCUCAACUUGGCCUCCAACACAGUUUUUUUGCAAACAGUAGAACUGCUUUUACUCAUAUUUUACUGCGUGUUAUUGUGCUAAUGAAGUUCAGUUAACUCAUCUUGAGGAGUACUACUCUGCCUGUGAAAACAUCUAGAUAUGGUUUCUGUUACUCUAGAGGAGUCAAGUUUAAGAAAAUGACCUUGAUGAUGUCAUCAGGGUUGUCUCAGCUUGUUGUUU